UUUUACGGUAAACCGUAAAAAUUUUAGCCUUCAUAGGUUUUCGAGUUUCUAUAACACUUUAAUACUGUUUUUGGAUAACUAUUUGUUUUAAAGAUAUUACCAUAAGAAAAGUCUGGAAAGAUACCAUUUUUUGACAACCUUACAUUACAGUACUGAAUAAUCUGACCCUGUUCUGAGAUCUGGCAUCGAUUUCUUUACCCAUAACGAUGCGGAUAACCGAUUAAACUGGCAGAUGCUGCACGCUGCUGGUUCAGCCUAGUUGUAAUCUUAUAUAAGUAAGAUUACCAACAAGCUUGCCCUCCUUCUCGGAUAAUAAUUUCUCUACUACAAAGUGCAUCACUACUUGUACACCUUGGACCCACUAUUAUCGGAGGUCGGAUGUAACCAGCAUUCUCUUUCCUAACUGGCACACGCUCCACAAUGUGCUUCGAUAGCCCCGUGCAGGACGUGGACGGCGAUCGCGUGCAUUAUCCACCAAAGCGAGCCUGCAGCGAUGGCUGCAACUGCAAUGAAACCUGCACCACCACCACCACUGCUCCUUCCAUGUGUGAAGGCUGUGCAUGUCGCACCGUCCCUUUUCGUAAUCACGGGGAAUCAGGCUACGAAUCCGUAGAAUCGGGAUCAUCCCAGCCUGUUGAACUGCGCUGGGAUAGCGACGAAGUGGAAGGGGAUUUCGAUGCAGAGGUGGAUGGUGUGGAUUUUGAUGAGGAUUUUGAAGGUGUCGGGGAUGGUGCGGAGGAGACGCAGCAUUCUCCUUUGAAAUUGUCCGCGCGGGAUUCUUGUUCCUCACCCACGCCUCAUGCCCAUGUGGCGAAAUUCCUCUGCCCGCGUUUUAAGGCGUACGAGGAUGCGCCGUCCGAUACGGAGAUCUUUACGGGACCGACGGAAACCGCGGAUGUGCCCAUUGAAACAUGUGGAUGGGAGGUGCAGAUUUUUGUCGAUAGGAAGCCUGAGGUGAUUUGUACGGAUCAUAUUGUGGUCCGCGAUGCUGACGACGGAUCUAUUCAGAUUAACGAUUUCCUUAUUGAGCCGGAUAGCGAUUUGGGAUGUGGAUCGUUUUGUACAUUUCGUGUGGCGUCCUGUGUGAAAGAUCAUGGGUUAUACGCCAUAAAGUCCAUUUCUAAAAGAAGAGCGCAGAAAAAUUCCAUGCUGUUCAAGCAGUCAAAAAAUCCUUUUCUAAACAUCGAGAGAGAAACAUCGAUACUAAAGAAAAUUAACCAUCCCAACAUUGUCAAACUCUUCGAGAUUAUGGACGAUCCGGACGAAGACAACAUGUAUUUCGUAUUCGAAUACAUGGAUCGUGGUUGCAUAUUAUCUAUUCCGACUGAUACUCCAUUGCAGGAGACAGUGGCCAUGUCGUGCAUGCGCGACGUGCUGUACGGCGUGGAAUAUCUGCAUUCAAAGAAUAUCAUCCAUCGUGAUCUCAAACCGGAGAAUAUGCUACUGAAUUCCUUCGGGAGAGUGAAGUUAAUCGAUUUUGGAUUGAGUUUCAUCCAUGAGGAGGGAAAUGACACCACUCGUCUACCCUACGGUACACCGUCGUUUACCGCUCCGGAAUGUCUGGAUGACGAAAUAACGGAAGGUUAUUCCGCGGUGGCCAUGGAGAUGUGGGCGCUGGGUGUCACUUUAUUUGCACUACUUUUUGGAAAUGUGCCUUUCAGUCACGAUAACCUUUACGAACUCUACCGGAUGAUCCAGGAGGAACCGGUUGUUAUCCCCACCAAAACAUGCUGCCAUAUUUCCCUGAACGUCCGUGCUCUGCUUAAAGGAAUGUUGGAGAAGAACGUCAAAGAGCGCCUAAAACUGAAGGAGAUCAUGUCUUCUACGGUUUUUCUUUGGAAGAAUUCCGCCCAUUACCUUCCGGAACGUUGCAAAACCUGCCAGUAUUACAGUCCUAAAUCGUGCCACCCAGUUGCGGUAUGAUCGCACUCCAUACAUAGUUCCGUGGCCGUAUUCCGGUGUGUUGGGAUUACGCUUCUGGGUAUUCCAGUCUUUCGAAGGGUCAAUAUGACCCAUAUAAAUAAACAGUUUGUGACAGCAUUAAUUAUUGAUUAACAAAUUACAGCACCUUUAAUUAACGCCUGUUUAACUUGCUUUUGCAAUCUUUUAGCUUUUAUUUCUUGUCUCGUUAUAAUCUUGUCAGUUCAAUUUGACUUUUUUGAGUCAUGCAUUGCCGCUCUACAAUACUAUAAUUUUUACGCUUGUCCGGACAUCAUGGUGUGCUUAAUAAAUAUUAUGUACAGUAAUUCUGGAUACACGGACACGUUACUGAAUGA
Molecule: messenger RNA, 2276 nt
Organism: Paramacrobiotus metropolitanus
Lineage: Eukaryota; Metazoa; Tardigrada; Eutardigrada; Parachela; Macrobiotidae
Product: calcium/calmodulin-dependent protein kinase kinase-like
Exons: 6
Coding region: 421-1923 (500 amino acids)
Biological process (GO): protein phosphorylation; intracellular signal transduction
Cellular component (GO): cytoplasm
Molecular function (GO): ATP binding; protein serine/threonine kinase activity
Source: RefSeq, a predicted model, not a curated record